AUGCUUGAGCUGGGAAAACCACUGGAUCAGCUGAUGAAGAUCCAGGAAUGCAAUGGAAUCAACAUGACUCUGGACCCUUUCAAAGCCAACUGUUGGCUGAUGGUUUCUGAGGACAGAGGUCGCGCCUUUAAAGACAGAAAAGCCAUUUUCGACAACUUGACCUCAGAGUUGAAAGAAAAGGAGAAUUCCAUAUCGGGGAGUGUUAGAAAAAUCAAAGCUUCAAUUCAGAGGAGCAGGAACAUGUCAUUAAAUGACAUUGGACAACUUGUACAAGUUUGGAGAGCUCUAGUGGCUUUUCUUCAAAGAAAACAGGGAGAUUUAGUUAAGGAAAUUGAAGAGAAACAGAAAGAAUCAGAGAAACAAGCUGAAGAUCAAAUAACUCUGCUGGAACAAAAACUUUCUGAUUUAAAAAGAAGAAGAUCAGACAUUCAGAAGUGUAUACAGUCAGAAGACUACCUCUACCUGCUGCAGAGCUGUCAGUUCAAACAAAUACCCGAGAACACUUAUCAGAUUGAUCAACUUACUGAACAGCCCACCAAUGUAAAGAUAGUGAAACAGUCAGUGGCUCAGAUUAAAGAAAGAGUCAUUAAGGAGGUAGAUAUGCUGAUUAAUAAGGUAAGGUCAUCUGAUUUCAGUGACCCACCUGAACAGUCAGAUGAAGAUGAAAACAUAAGGAUGGGAAAUUCUGUCCAAGAUGCGUGGCAUCCACCGAAGGACAGGCUCAUGAUGAUUCAGCAAUGCAAUGCAGUUAAUGUGACUUUGAACUCCUAUAGUGCACACCCAUGUCUUACUGUAUCUGCAGAUGGAAAGACACUGAGCUAUAGAGAGAGUGAGCAAUGGUUCCCUGUUUUGCCAUCGCAAUUUACAUGCUGUUUUGCUGUAUUGGCAAAUGAAGGUUUUAAUUCAGGAAGGUUCUACUAUGAAGUAGUAAUCACCAGCAGUCAACACUUGGUCUUGGGAGUAGCUAAAGAAUCAGUUAACAGAGAAGUCUUGUCUAUCUCACGUAACCAUGGAGCCUGUCUAUGGUUUGGGUCAUUUUUUGAAGGGAACAUCGAAAAAAUUGGUGUGUUUGUAGAUUACGAAAAGGGAGAAGUUUCCUUCUAUGACGUCAAUUCCAGGACCCUGUUAAAAUCCUUAACAGAAUGUUGCUUUACGGAGACAAAAACUGGAGUGCUAGGUUAUCUCUACUCUCUUAUGGGACUUUCACCUGUAUACAGACCAAAGAUCUACCCCUUCUUUUUUUUUCAUGAGCGUUAUGUACUUGAUAGUCUUGCUAUCACUCCUGUCGAAUGCACAUGUUCCUAAUAAUAAUAAUCCUAAGAUACCUGAGAAAGAAUGUUGUUCAACUUGAUGAAUAAUCACUGUUAAUAUUAAUGAGGUUUAUUGUAAACUUUAUAUUUAGAGAUAGAGAUAGAUGAGUUUCAAAUAAAAUGUUAAAUGAAAGGGAUUAAUGAGGCUAUACAUUUAACCAUCAUUAGAAAGUUGAUUUAGGGUGGCUGUGUGGCUUAACAGCUAUGACAUAGCUCAUUUAUUUCUUUUGUUUGUACAAAACUUUUUUCAUUUUGACUAUUUGCAAAAAAAAUAAUAGACUUUCAUUGUUAGAUGGUUAUAUCUGGGGACUGUAGUUUUUGUUAAAAGUUUCUGAACUACUGUAAUUUUUUUGCUCUAUAU
Messenger RNA from Cyprinodon variegatus (sheepshead minnow), 1671 nucleotides. RefSeq names its product E3 ubiquitin-protein ligase TRIM39-like. The transcript has 2 exons. Gene Ontology annotation, molecular function: protein binding. The record is from RefSeq and is a predicted model, not a curated record. NCBI's taxonomy places the organism in Eukaryota, Metazoa, Chordata, Actinopteri, Cyprinodontiformes, Cyprinodontidae. The coding region runs from base 1 to 1305 and encodes 434 amino acids.